Blepharisma stoltei is the source of this 1209-nucleotide messenger RNA. NCBI's taxonomy places the organism in Eukaryota, Ciliophora, Heterotrichea, Heterotrichida, Blepharismidae. The record is from the annotation of a GenBank genome assembly.
AUGCAACUUAGUUCACAGAAUCUACUCAAUUUGCUUAAUUUUCAAAAAGAUUCUGCUGAAGAAGACUACAAUAAAAAAGGAAAACAAGCUCAAGUCCAACACGAUCAAAUUUCCCUUUCUCAACAGUUAACUUAUGAAGAGCUAAAAGCUAAAAGAUCUGAGAUAUUACAAAGCCCCAAUAAUCCAGAAAAAGAAGAAGAUUACAGGAAAACUUGCUCAUUUUUGGAAAGCAAUAAUCUUAUUGCAGAUCCAGAAAUCCAUCAGGCUCACCAAGAAUUUAUAAACACUUAUCAUCAUAUCACAUCUCUUUAUCUCUUUUCUAAUGAUAGUGGCAGAGCUAAAUUGUUUAUUUAUGACACUGAAAGUGAACGUGAAGAAAUAAAGCUACUAGAAAUUCCAGAGCCAUUAGAUUGAGGCAGCUGCGCUGUCCAACUUCCUAAUGGUGAAUUAUUCUGCUAUGGUAAAAAUUAUCCAACUUCUGGGAUUACAUUGAUAAUUGGUACAGACUAUAAAGCUCGACUUCAGCCUUCCGGAGAGUCUUGCCGAUUCUCAUCAGCUAUAUAUUUUAACAGAUCUGUAUAUUGCUUUGGUGGAUGAGACGAAAAUCACAAAUCUUUAAGUCUAUCAGAGAGAUUUGAUUUGGAUGAGAGCAGAUGGAUUAAAUUAGCCCAAAUGCCUCAAAUUGAUUGCUAUUGCCAUAGUAUUAUCUUUAGUGGUAAUAUUUUGAUUUCUGGAUUACUAAACCUCUUUCUCAUUGCAAUUGAGCAAAUAUUUUAUUCCACGUGGAUUUUUUUUUUAAAAUUAAAUUAUAUUUUAAAUUUAAAUUUCUUUUGAUAGCUAUUACUUAUAGAUUAAAAUAUUUAUAUAAAAAUAAGUUUUUAAAUUGUUUAUGGAGGUAUAAGUAAAAAUCUUCUUUUAUAUUCAACUGAUAUUGACUCGUUCUCACAAAUUUCUUAUGACUUUGGAAAGGAUAAAAGAAAGAUAUUGAUAAAUGGAGAGAGAAUAUAUUUGAUUCAGCACAGUGGACAAAUUUAUGAAAGUGAAAUUGGAGAUAUUUAUGAGUGGUAUUUAGUUGGAAAAUCAAUAAUUUAUUUUUAUGCUCAAGUUUAUUGGGUAUAUAAUAAAGGAUGCAUAUACUUUGGGUGCAAUGGUGCUGACAAAAAUUAUUAUAAGUUUAGUUUAGAUAAAACAGUGGUGACUAAGCUCUAG